Molecule: messenger RNA, 450 nt
Organism: Protopolystoma xenopodis
Lineage: Eukaryota; Metazoa; Platyhelminthes; Monogenea; Polystomatidea; Polystomatidae
Source: the annotation of a GenBank genome assembly
AUGUCAUUCCAUCUCGACUCCACUCCGGCCAGAUGCACCAUUGAAGAGAGCUUUUCCCAUCCGACAAUUCCCACUCGGAGACUGGCCCAUCCAACCGAAUCAAGCGAUUAUUUUCUCAUCCAUUUGCCUUUACCUGCUCCCCUCCUUUGUCCCCUUCUAUGCAUGUUUGUGGUUACUGUGCAGAGUACACCCUUCGUGGAGCACCGAGUGAAGGCGGAGGGCACGAGUUGUCGCAGUUCCUCCGAUCCCGCGGUUCUCCGCGCCGAGGUCGACUGUAACCACACGGAGCCGAGCACCGGUAAGACGAUGCUUUUCCCUUGCCUCCCACCUCUUCCAUUUACACAUCGCCAUUGUCAGUCGCCUUGUCUGACCGACUUCCGGCGCAAUUCGCUUCUUUUCUCCGCUUUCCUGUCGUCAAGACGACCUGACGGUCUGCGACCGACAACGUAA